Grus americana (Whooping crane) is the source of this 7710-nucleotide messenger RNA. It is a transcript of the gene IGSF9B, whose product is annotated as immunoglobulin superfamily member 9B. Gene Ontology annotation, molecular function: protein binding. NCBI's taxonomy places the organism in Eukaryota, Metazoa, Chordata, Aves, Gruiformes, Gruidae. Gene Ontology annotation, biological process: cell-cell adhesion. The transcript has 22 exons. The coding region runs from base 201 to 4604 and encodes 1467 amino acids. The record is from RefSeq and is a predicted model, not a curated record.
GGCAGGUGCAGCGCGGCGGCGGCAUGGGCGCGGGCAUGGGCGCAGCGGUGGCGGCCGGCGGCCGGCCCUGAGCCGCCCCUCCGGCCCGGCCAGCCCCGCGGCGGCCCGGGGAGCCCUGCCCCGGCCCUGCCGGCCCUGCCCCGCCCCGGCCGGGCCGCCUGGCGGGCGGAAGAUGCUGCGCACCGGGGGCCGGUAGUACUAUGAUUUGGUAUGUGGCCGCUUUGGUAGCAAGUGUGCUCGGCGCCCGCGGGCUGCCCGUCCAAGGUGCCCUCGGCUCGAGAGAGGAGCCCGAGUUUGUGACCGCUCGCGCUGGCGAGAGCGUGAUCCUGGGAUGCGACGUGAUCCACCCGCUCACGGGGCAGCCUCCUCCCUAUGUCGUGGAGUGGUUCAAGUUCGGCGUUCCCAUUCCCAUCUUCAUCAAGUUUGGGUUUUACCCUCCCCAUGUUGACCCGGAGUAUGCCGGUCGGGCCAGCCUGCACGACAAAGCCUCCUUGCGCAUUGAGCAGGUCCGCUCCGAGGACCAGGGCUGGUACGAGUGCAAAGUGCUCAUGCUGGACCAGCAGUACGACACCUUCCACAACGGCAGCUGGGUCCAUCUCACGGUCAACGCUCCCCCCACCUUCACGGAGACGCCACCGCAGUACGUAGAGGCGAAGGAAGGCAGCAGCGUCACCUUGACCUGCAUGGCGUUUGGCAACCCCAAGCCCAUCGUCACCUGGCUGAAAGAGGGAGACCUUUUGGGUCCCAACAGCAAGUACCAGGUGAGUGACGGGAGCCUGACGGUGCUCUCCGUCAGCCGGGAGGACAGGGGUGCCUACACCUGCCGGGCGUACAGCAUCCAGGGGGAGGCUGUGCACACCACGCGCCUGCUCGUUCAAGGACCUCCCUUCAUCGUUUCCCCUCCGGAAAACAUCACGGUCAACAUCUCCCAGGAUGCGCUCUUCACCUGCCAGGCCGAGGCGUACCCCGGGAACCUCACCUACCUGUGGUACUGGGAGGAGGAGAACGUCUACUUCAAGAACGACCUGAAGUUGAGGGUGCGGAUCCUGAUUGACGGGACGCUGAUCAUUUUCCGUGUCAAGCCAGAGGAUGCCGGAAAAUACACCUGUAUCCCCAGCAACAGCCUGGGCCGCUCGCCAUCAGCCUCUGCCUACCUGACGGUGCAGUAUCCUGCCCGCGUGGUGAACAUGCCCCCCGUCAUCUACGUUCCCAUCGGGAUACACGGAUACAUCCGCUGCCCGGUCGAGGCAGAGCCCCCGGUGACGCUGGUCAAGUGGAACAAAGACGGACGUCCCCUGCGAAUCGAGAAGUAUUCUGGCUGGAACCUGCUGGAAGACGGGUCGAUCCGGAUAGAGGAGGCAACCGAAGAUGCUCUCGGCACUUACACCUGUGUGCCUUAUAACGCCCUGGGUACGAUGGGCCAGUCUCCCCCUGCCCGACUGGUACUGAAGGACCCCCCCUAUUUCACGGUGCUACCAGGCUGGGAGUACAGACAGGAGGCAGGGAGGGAGCUGUUGAUUCCUUGCGCUGCUGCCGGAGACCCCUUUCCCAUCAUCGCCUGGAGAAAGGUCGUCUCGAAAAUGGGGCAACCGUCUGCCUUGCCACGACCGGAGAGACCAGAUCCCUUGCUGGUGGCCGGCGGUGUCCCCUGGGCCGCGCAGGUAGGGAAGCCCAGCAGGAGCAAGCACAACACGCUGCCCGGCGGCACCCUGCAGAUCCGCUCCCUCGGCAAAGACGACCACGGCGAGUGGGAGUGCGUCGCCACCAACGUCGUCGCAAGCAUUACUGCCAGCACCCACCUUACUGUCGUAGGCACAAGCCCUCACGCCCCGACCAGCGUGCACGUCGUGGUCGCCAUGACCUCAGCCAACGUCUCUUGGGAGCCCGGCUACGACGGUGGAUACGAGCAGACUUUCUCAGUUUGGUACGGCCCUCUGAUGAAGAGAGCCCAGUUUGGUCCCCAUGACUGGCUGUCUCUCCCUGUGCCAGCUGGUUCCAGUUGGCUACUGGUGGAUACCUUGGAACCGGAGACUGCGUACCAGUUCAGUGUCUUGGCUCAAAACAAGCUGGGCACCAGCUCCUUCAGUGAGGUGGUCACUGUGAACACUCUAGCAUUCCCUGUAACAACUCCAGAGCCUCUGGUGUUGGUUACCCCACCGAGGUGCCUAACAGCCAACCGGACACAGCAAGGCGUCCUCUUGUCGUGGCUUCCUCCCGCUAACCACAGCUUCCCCAUCGACCGCUACAUCAUGGAGUUCCGCGUUGCGGAGAGGUGGGAGAUCUUGGAUGAUGGCAUCCCGGGGACCGAGAGCGAGUUUUUUGCCAAGGACUUGUCCCAGGACACCUGGUACGAGUUCCGGGUCCUGGCGGUCAUGCAGGAUCUCAUCAGCGAACCCAGCAACGUUGCUGGCGUGUCCAGUACAGACGUAUUCCCUCAGCCUGACCUGACGGACGAGGGUCUAGCCCGCCCGGUGCUGGCUGGCAUCGUUGCCACCAUCUGCUUCCUGGCUGCUGCCAUCCUCUUCAGCACACUCGCCGCCUGCUUCGUCAACAAGCAACGCAAACGCAAGCUCAAGCGCAAGAAAGACCCUCCUCUCUCGAUCACCCACUGCAGGAAGAGUUUGGAGUCCCCGUUGUCUUCCGGCAAGGUGAGUCCCGAGAGCAUCCGCACGCUUCGUCCCCCCUCGGAGUCCUCUGAUGACCAGGGCCCGCAGGCCAAGCGGAUGCUGAGCCCCACCAAGGAGAAGGAGCUCUCCCUUUACAAGAAGACCAAGCGAGCCAUCAGCAGCAAGAAGUACAGCGUCUCCAAGGCAGAGGCCGAAGCCGAGGCCACCACCCCCAUCGAGCUCAUCAGCCGCGGGCCGGACGGCCGCUUCGUCAUGGACCCGGCGGAGAUGGAGCCCUCCCUGAAGACACGGCGGAUCGAGGGCUUCCCCUUCGUGGAGGAGACGGACAUGUACCCGGAGUUCAGGCAGUCGGACGAGGAGAACGACGACCCUGUCGUCCCCACUUCCGUCACCGCCCUGAAAGCCCAGCUCACCCCUCUCUCCUCCAGCCAGGAGUCCUACCUUCAGCCACCAGCAUACAGCCCCCGGUUCCACCGGGCACUGGAGGGUCCCGGCGCCCUGCAGGCCACCGGCCAGGCCCGCCCGCCGGCCCCCCGGGCUUUCCACCACCAGUUUUACGGUUACCUCAGCAGCAGCAGCCCCGGGGAGGUGGACCCGCCGCCCUUCUACAUGCCAGAAGUCAGCCCGCUGAGCUCGGUCAUGUCCUCCCCGCCGCUGCCCCCCGAGGGGCCCUUCGGACACCCCACCAUCCCCGAGGAGAACGGGGAGAACGCCUCCAACAGCACGCUGCCCCUUGCCCAGACCCCCACGGGGGGCCGGUCCCCCGAGCCCUGGGGCAGGGCCGAGUUCCCCUUCGGCAGCCUGGAGCCGGCCCCCGCGCCGUUCCCCCACCAGCUCCAGCCCUGCGAGGCGGCCGAGGGCUCCCAGCCCACCGGCUGCCUUCCUCGGGGGCCGCCUCCCUCCUCCCUCCAGGUGGUCCCCGCGUCCUACCCGGGCAUCCUGCCCCUGGAGGCACCAAAGAGCUGGACCGGCAAGUCACCGGGCAGGGGUCAACCUUCCGUGCCCACCACCACCAAGUGGCAGGACAAACCUAUGCAACCCAUGGGAUGUCAAGGGCAGCUAAGACAUACCAGCCAAGGUAUGGGCAUACCCGUGUUGCCUUACCACGAACCGUCCGAGCCCGUCGGCCCCAGCGGCACAAGCACAUUCAGCCUGGACACCAGGUGGUACGAGCCCCAACCCCGACCUCGGCCCAGCCCUCGGCAGGUCAGGAGGGCUGAGCCCAGUUUACAUCAGGUGGUGCUACAACCUUCGAGGCUUUCUCCUCUGACCCAAAGCCCCCUCAGCUCCCGCAACAGCUCCCCGGAGCUGACCGCCCGUGCCCGGCCCCGGCCGGGCCUCAUCCAGCAGGCGGAGGUGUCGGAGAUCACCCUGCAGCCCCCCGCGGCGGUCAGCUUCUCCCGCAAGUCCACGCCGUCGACGGGAUCCCCCGCGCCGAGCAGCCGGGGAGGCAGCCCCAGCUACCGACCUACCGCCACCUUCGCCUCCCUGGCCACCGGCUACUCCGGCUCCCAGGGCUCCUCCCUGCCCGUGGACACCAUGGAUGUUUUCGGAGACAUCCCCUCUCCGAGGAGGGCCGGCGAGGAGAUUCUCCAACCGGAGCCGACAUCCACCACGGUAGCCACCACGGGAAAACGGCCAUCUCCGUCCGGGGACGCUGCUGCACCUGAGAGGCUCGAAGCUCUGAAAUACCAGCGGAUAAAGAAGCCCAAAAAGUCAUCCAAGGGCUCCUCGAAAUCCAGAAAACAAUCCAACGGCUCUGCCUCCCAGGUUCAGCACCUUCCCAGCUCUCAGGUACUGUGGCCUGACGAAGCUGUCUGCCUCCGCAAGAAGAAGAGACACCCUCGUCAGGACCCCUUCGCCCGUCUCUCGGCGCUGAAGGACGACCUCUGCCACCGGCAGCUCCCCGAAGACCAGACAGCCAUUCUCAACAGCGUGGACCACGACGACACCGGCGGGCACGCCACGUUGCUUUAGCCUAGCGCUGGCCCGAGAAGCACGCGUUUAGGGAGAAAGUGUGGAAUUGAGCAGCUGGCCCUCAGUCACCGGAAGAAAUUAAAUGACACAGGGUGUAAUUAAUUGACAAGAAACUAACAACCCAGACGGGAACUGGUAAUCCCAUGAAUCUGAUUAUGAUAAAAACACGACCAAAUAAUCCCAGGAAAGCUGUAAUUGUGAAAAUCUCCCUGCCUCCCCCUUCCCAGCCUCCCUUUACGUGAAGAUAACAGCAACAGAACCAUCCGUGACAUCUUUCCUUCCCUAUCUCUGAAAGGGAAAACCAGAAAGACCCUGAGCCUCCCAAUCGGUCUGAGAUGUGAGAAAUCACCAUUUGUCUGUGCAAAUGCAUUUGAACCUUGUUAACGCGUACUCAACGCUGCGCGAGCACGCAGGUAUGGGACUGUUUUCAUCCAAGGGUGUUUUCCCCCCCCCAAGUACAAUAUGUCUCACUUUUGAUGAGGGCGGUUUUGAUUAAUUCUUCCCGACACUCCGUAUAUCGUUGGCAAAUGUUCUUCAGUGCUGUGUAGUAACGCGAUUUCUUACUACGUAACGUCUGUAAUCUUUAUUCGUAACUGCAAAACGGGGAGACGCCGCCGCAGGCGCGUGAGCGAAGGGGGUUUGGCUGCGUGGUCCCAAAAGCCUCCGUCGGCAGAUGCUGAGCCCAGGCGAGAGCGGCUGGAAAAUCCCCAGCUCUGCGGAUGGAGAUGGAUGGCUCCUCGGAGCGACCGCGCAAAGCUAAGCCCAGCGUUUCGCGUCAGCUUAAAAUGCGUUGCUGCUGGUUUCACUGUUUUUCCCCUUCUUUCUCCUGCUCCAGCCCGGCUGUGUAGGCUGUGACACCCGCCGGGGUUGUGUCCCUCCCUUUGCCCCAUCCGAGGAGACCCGCUGUUCCCCUCUCGGUAAUGCUGUUCUAACUCUUCACCAGAAUGUAUUUCCUCUUCAAAAUACUUAGGGUAGGUUUGGCGACCGGUGGUUUUCUGGAUUGCAUAGGCCUUUUAUUUUUUUUUUUUUUUUUUACCUUAGUAGGAAAGGUGUAGCCCGCUCCGAGAACAGCCGGGCUCGCUUUCCUGCUCUGCCUCCACUCUCUGAUUGCGUGGCCUUGGGCAAGUCACUCAACCUCUCUGUGCCUCAGUUCUCCCAUCUGUAAAAUGGGGAUAAGUCAUAUUUGAGCACUUUGGACAAGCACUUGGUCACCUACGGACUGCAAGUGCUAUGUAAAUGCUGAGUGCUAAUACCAAGUGAUCCCUACCUUUAAAAUAUUUAGAGAUUUUUUUUUUUUUUUGAAGUGGUAAAAUCAACCGCUGCAUCCAGGUUUGCACACUUCUUCCUCUGCGAUAAAGUGCUAAACCCUCCAGCCUGCCUGGGAAUAAAAUACCGAGUGUUUCAUGUGGAUAUUCUUGCUUUGAGUGGAUUCAGGCUGUAGAAGAAGCGUCAGGAGAAUCGAAGAGCCUGUAGGCAUGUUUUUUGCCCCAGGCUCUCCAUUUGCAUACGAAACUUUUGUUUAUUCCCAGGUAGAAUUGCCAAGAGAUUCUCCGCAAUCUCGCCUUUAAUUCUGCUUUGCCUUGGUUAUUGCUCUUGCUGCUGGUUGAACCUCAAAGGGCUUAGAUGUUUGGAGAAAGACGUGAGCUCUCAGCCAGGCGGUCGGGAUGCGGCGUUCCGACCACGCCACGCUCCCCGGGAGCUUUUAGGUCGGAGCCUGUUUAUCGCUCUGCCUCGAAAUAACCUGGUUUUAGAGGUUGUGCUUCCUUUUCCAGCAGGAUGCUCGGAAACCUGCAACCACGAAAAGCAGAGCACCGCGUCUUUUCCAAUCUUGAAGCCCUGACUUAGGUUUGAACCACUUGACAAUGAAUCCUCUAAAUCGAUAACGAGAUAUUUCCGAGCUUUAACAGCUUCGUGUAGGUGGUCUUCAAACCGUCAGCAGGUUUGUCUCGGGAAGGAGGGAGGGUCUCGUAGAAACGCCCCUCUCUUUCCAGCCUGCACCAGAGCUUUUUAUUGAGUAUGCGAUGAGUGACCUGACGUAAGACCCUCAACUAUCGGAGUGAGAAUUCAACUUUGCUAACAGUAUGACUGUGGAUUUCUUUUAUUUGAGCGUGUUUUAGGGAUUGCCCUAGAAUCCGCUCGGAUCUGAAUUGAUUUAAUGCCAUUUGCCCGCUUGGCAGCGGGGAAAACUCUGCCUGGCUAACUUCAGCUCGCCGGUAACUUCAGCGGUGCGGUGAGCCGGCGCGCCGGCGGCAGUGGCUCUCGCCGCACGGCUGCUCCCGACGCACAGGUGACGAUCGGGACCGGGGGAUGCCCCGGCCGGGGGGAGACGCAGAGGCUUUGUGCUGGCCGUGCCGCGGCUGACUUGCUCUUCCUUUCGCUCUCGUUGCCUCGACCUCUCUAACAGAAGGUUGUUUUUUUCCAUUUGAGUGCUUUCCAAACUAUUUAUGACGCCCGUUCGUAACAGGCGAGGCGGUGUCUUCAGGCUCUUGGGGUCGCUACCUCGGGACCGUAACCCCCGUCCUGUCUUAAGGAGCUCUAGAGGACUUGGAGUGCAGGGAAGGUUGACGGAGCGCGCCGGCUUGCUGGGGUCAGUCUUUUGAGAGUUGUUUUCCUUUUGCAGGUGUUUUGAGCCGCUGGGCCCCCCUGCUUUUCAUGGUCUUCGACCUUUAGAGGCUGGAGCUGCAGCCCUCUCUCUUUCAGCCGUGUACCUGCCACGCUGCUGGAGUGGGAAAUCCCGCCCGGGCGCCUCGUGGAAGCGGCUCUUCCCUAAAACCAUCCUUAACUCCUUUUUCCGCUAGACCGAGUUACCUUCCGAUAGACUCGGGCCGUGCUUUGGCAGACGGGCUCGCCUCUUGCUUUGGCAACCUCCUCGCUUCUCCCAGCCCUCUGGUUUCCAUGCCCUUCAGGGGGUCGCUCCUCUCUCCUCCCGCGGACCUGGGACAUCGAAGCUGUGUCAGACGAUGCCAAACGCUUCCCCCAUUUCAUCCCUGUUUGAACUCCGUUUCGCUUUGGUGGUUUGCAAACACAGCUGUUGCUGCUUCAUUUUUUUUUUUUUUUUUUUUUUCUUUCAUGCUGCAAAAUAUAUCUUGAUUUUUAUCUUCCUGGG